This is a messenger RNA of Aspergillus tanneri, 1674 nucleotides long. Its product is annotated as putative nucleolin protein Nsr1. The transcript has 3 exons. Gene Ontology annotation, molecular function: mRNA binding. Lineage: Eukaryota; Fungi; Ascomycota; Eurotiomycetes; Eurotiales; Aspergillaceae. The coding region runs from base 1 to 1674 and encodes 557 amino acids. The record is from RefSeq and is a predicted model, not a curated record.
AUGUCUAAGACUAAGUCUGCUACCAAGAAGGGUGGCGAGAAGGUCGUUGAUAAGUCCCUGAGCAAGGUCAAGGAUGCUGGUGUGACUAAGGUCUCCCAGUCUCCUAAGGCUAAGAGCAAGCAGAUCGCUCGAGAGAUCGCCAGCAAGGAGAAGUCCAAGAGCAAGAAGAAGAAGGAGCCUACUCCCAGCAGCAGCUCUGAGUCCGACAGCGACGAGGAGAUGGACUCUAGCUCCAGCAGCGAGAGCGAGAGCGAGAGCGAGGAGGAGAAGAAGGCUGCUAAGGAGGUGAAGAAGGUGGACGAGAAGAAGAAGAAGGCCCCUACUCCUUCUGAAUCCGAAUCGGACUCUUCUGAUAGCGAUGAGGACAUGGAGGAUGCUUCCAGCAGUGAGAGCGAGAGCGAGGACGAGAAGAAGCCCGCUAAGAAGGCCGAAGAGCCCAAGAAGACUGAGAAGAAGGCUAAGAAGGAAGAGUCUUCCUCCGAGUCUUCUGACUCUGAGUCCGAGUCUGAAGAGGAGAAGUCCGAGUUUGAAGAGGAGAAGGCCCCCAAGAAGGAUAUUAAGGUUGUCAAGGCUUCUAAAGCUAAGGCUGCUGAGUCCUCUGACUCCGAGUCGGAAUCGGAGUCCGAGUCUGGAUUGUCUGACGAGAAGGAGGCCCCCAAGAAGGCCAAGAAUGACUCCAGCGACAGCGAGGAGUCCGACUCUGACUCCGACUCCGACAGCGAGGUUCCUGCUAAUGCUAAGAAGGCUGAGAAGUCUUCUGAAGAAUCAGACUCAUCCGAAGAGUCUGGUUCUGAUAACUCGUCCGACUCUUCCGACUCUGAGACCGAAGAGAGUGAGGAACCGGCCAAAGCCUCCAAGAAGCGCAAGGCUGAGGAGGACCAUUCCGCUACUCCGAAGAAGUCCAAGACUGAAGAGCCCGCUAGCGGUGUAUCUGCCAACCUUUUCAUUGGCAACCUGUCUUGGAACGUGGACGAGGAUUGGCUCCAGCGCGAGUUUGAGAGCUUUGGUGAGCUUUCUGGUGUGCGAAUCAUGACCGAGCGUGACACUGGCCGUUCUCGCGGAUUCGGAUACGUCGAGUUUGCCAACAGUGUUGAUGCUGCCAAGGCCUUCGAAGCUAUGAAGGGCACCGAGAUCGAUGGCCGGACGAUCAACCUGGAUUACGCUACCGGACGCCCUGCCAACAACCAGGCGGGUGGUAAGGACCGGGCUCAGGCUCGUGCUCGUUCUUUCGGUGACCAGGCCAGCCCUGAAAGCGAUACGCUGUUCGUGGGCAACCUCCCCUUCGGUGCCACGGAGGACUCGAUCCACGAGGUGUUUGGCGAAAAGGGAACCAUUCUGGGCAUCCGCCUGCCGACCGACCCGGAAUCGGGGCGUCCCAAGGGAUUCGGAUACGUCCAGUACUCGUCGGUGGAUGAAGCCCGCCAGGCCUUGAGUGAACUGAGCGGCGUGGAGGUGAGCGGCCGUCCGGUGCGUCUGGACUUCACCACUCCCCGUGCCAACAACAACGGCGGUGGCGGUCGCGGCGGCUUUGGUGGUCGUGGCGGCGGCCGUGGUCGCGGUGGUGACCGUGGAGGUCGCGGUCGCGGUGGCUUCGGCGGACGCGGUGGUAGCGGUGCUCCCAACCGGGGUCGGGGAUCGAUCCCGGAGUACAAGGGCACCAAGGUGACUUUCUAA